GGAACACUAUAGAUGUGCGACGGAAGCAAUGGGAACAUGGCGGCUGCAGUGGUACAAAUGUCCUGUAUGUACCGAGGGAUGUUAGCGGUCAGAGCCGCCGGCAUCAGGCAGCUGAUCCCCGGCGUCGUCCCGCGGCAGUUCCGAGCCUUCUCGGUACGGAAGGAACCGGAACUGGAGGAGAACCCGUAUUUCUCCAAGUACCAGGACAAGAUCCAGAAACUGCGCAGGUCAGCGGGCUGAAAUCCGAAACCCCGUCAGAAAACGCCAAACCUCAGGAGUUCAAGGCCCGAAUGGAGAAACGGCAUGACGCCAAGAAGGAGGUGCUGGGACACUCCAAGCAGGCAGAGUUCGUGAAGCUCAUGGAGCAGGAGUUGGAGAAGCGGGACAAGAUGGCCGCCAGCGAUGGAGGAUCAGGAGGUUUCACCAGAAACAAGACGUUGGGCUCCAUCCUCAACCUGGAGAUGAUCCAGGACAAGACGGGAGAGGAGAUCACAGAGCUUUGGAUGAAAUAUUAUUCAACCAAGGACACAAUCAGUGCCGUCAUCCCGACUCAGACAUACGACAUGAUUUUCAGCAGAGCAACGUCCUGCCCAAUGUUUCUGUACGCGUUGCCUCAGAAGGAGGGUUAUGAGUUCUUCGUAGGUCAGUGGUCCAGACACGAGCUCCACUUUACCUCCCUCAUCAACGUCCAGACGCUGGGUGAGAACGCUCCCAGUCAGCUGAUCCUCUACCACUACCCGGACCUGAAGGAGGAGAAGGGUGUCGUCUUCAUGACGGCCGAGUUGGACCCAAAGUUCAUAACUGUCCACCAGGCUCAGUGUUUAGCCAAUCAGGUGCAGCUGUUCUACGGCACACAGAGGCAGGAGACGUACCGACUGGUGGAGACGUUUAACCACAAGCCCGCAGACUUCAAACACAUGCUGGUGAUAGCAGAGCUGGAGCAGAGCGGCCUGGGGCAGGCGCUCAGCCCCGGAGGCUCGUAGGGGGAGAAGAUGAAGAUGGACUGAAAUCACCGGCGGCCUGAUGUCAGAACUGUUAGAGAGAUGUUUGCUUCUUUGCUCAGAAGAAAUAUCGGUUCGUCAUAUUUAAUGUUUCCAGCAGCGGCUGUGAAUCAAGAGAAUUAACUUUACAGGAGCAUCAAUGUCUUCUAAUGAACUCAUGAACUCUUUCUGGGACUCGGAUCGUCUCAGAUGUCUCCUACGCAUCUUUUCAGUGUCAGUAAAUCUGUAACCACAGGAGAAUAUUAAUGUGUUAAUGAUACAUUCAUUAAUAAAUCAAUGCAACUGUGUCCAAUCCUCCA
Messenger RNA from Thunnus maccoyii (southern bluefin tuna), 1300 nucleotides. RefSeq names its product ATP synthase mitochondrial F1 complex assembly factor 1 (gene atpaf1). Gene Ontology annotation, biological process: mitochondrial proton-transporting ATP synthase complex assembly. Lineage: Eukaryota; Metazoa; Chordata; Actinopteri; Scombriformes; Scombridae. Bases 291 to 983 code for a protein of 230 amino acids. The transcript is spliced from 9 exons. The record is from RefSeq and is a predicted model, not a curated record. Gene Ontology annotation, cellular component: mitochondrion.